Messenger RNA from Agrilus planipennis (emerald ash borer), 1067 nucleotides. RefSeq lists its product as uncharacterized. The coding region runs from base 195 to 1052 and encodes 285 amino acids. The transcript has 6 exons. The record is from RefSeq and is a predicted model, not a curated record. Lineage: Eukaryota; Metazoa; Arthropoda; Insecta; Coleoptera; Buprestidae.
UUAAUUUCGCUCACAAUAGUGGAUUCUUUCAAAAGGUAUAUUUGGUUCUUUAUUCCACAAUUAUAGAGGAGGACUUCUGGAACGGUGUUGAGAUUUUUUGAGGAAAUUGGAAAAUCUCCUAAAAUAUCGAGGAGGACUUACCAAGCAAAAUUCUUCUGUGUCAGGCAGUUUUAGUAGGACCAUUUAGAGCCCUGAUGGAAGACAAAAGGAUUAAUCAAUUUUACCCACAACAUUGGACCAAUUCCGCAGGUGCAAAUUCCAGUCAAGCAGUUUCUUCAGGAGAUGGUCGUUUGAGUGUCAGUGAUGGGAGAGAAAGGCUGGAAGCGAUUGCAGCCACAAAUUCUUCAAAUGUUCAAAAGAGUUGGACAUUUCUGGAGAUGCAAAUUUCAAUCGAGCAGCAUCAUUGGGGUAGGGUCGUUGGAAUGCCUGUGAUGGGAGAAAGAGGGUGGACGCGAUUGCAAUCACAACGUUGGACCAAUUCUGCAGAUUCCAGUCAACCAGUCUCUUCAGGAGAGGAUCUAUGGGGUGCCUUGGAUGGGAGAGAAAGAAACGAUUGCAAUCACAACGUUGGACCAAGUCUGCAGAUUCCAGUCAACCAGUCUCUUCAGGAGAUAAUCCUUGGGAUGCCUUGGAUGGGAGAGAAAGAAUUGAUUGCAAUCACAACGGAGGACCUUCAUCAAUCGGGAGUGCUUCGGGAGUGUCGUGUGGAGCGUUCUACUUCGAGCUUCGAAGGCUCCAAUGCACGGGAUCUCGGAAUUUCCGGGAUCCUUAGUCUUGGAAACUUCGGAACUCGAAUCACAAGUUCUCCAGAACUUUGGAUUUCGAAAUCUUCGAAAUCCAUUGUUCUGGAGAUCUUGGGAUUUGUAUUCCGUUGUUUCCAAGACUUAGUAUCCCGGAACUUCCAGAUUUCGUGCAUUGGGGACUUCUUGGUUCGAAAUCGAACACUCCAAAAUCCGGGACUUGUCCCGGACGGUCUUCGAAUCACAAAAUAUUUCGCACUAGACCUGGUAGGCGUGAAAAAUUUAUUUUUGUCUUUUUUAACGUUUAAAUAAAAAACACAGUUUGUA